Messenger RNA from Vanrija pseudolonga, 752 nucleotides. Its product is annotated as SRP-independent targeting protein 3. The coding region runs from base 71 to 709 and encodes 212 amino acids. Gene Ontology annotation, biological process: protein targeting to ER. The record is from RefSeq and is a predicted model, not a curated record. NCBI's taxonomy places the organism in Eukaryota, Fungi, Basidiomycota, Tremellomycetes, Trichosporonales, Trichosporonaceae. The transcript is spliced from 5 exons. Gene Ontology annotation, cellular component: endoplasmic reticulum; mitochondrion.
CAUUCUUGACGCGGUCGACAUUGUUCUUAUUGCCCAUUUACCUCCUCCUCCCCCCUCGCCACAAAUAACAAUGGCCAACGACCUCUUCGUCACUGCGGCGGCCACCGUCGGCGCCAUGGCCGUCGGCCGCACCCUCCCCAAGGGCGACCCCAAGACCGACUACUACAUCAAGGUCGGGUACCUCGCGUCGCAGGUGGCCUCGCUGGCGCUGUACGGCAUCAUCGUGCUCAAGAUCAAGAAGCAGAACGACAAGACGGUCGUCAAGAUCAUCAAGCCCAAGCCGAAGCCCGCCCCUGGCACCGCCGCCGCUGAGAAGAACGGCACCGUGACCAACGAGAAGGACGAGACGCUCAAGGACGCGGCCGACACGUCCGACGUCGAGGUCACGACGACGACGGCGCGCGACUACGACCUGCAGGCCGUCAAGGGCGAGGUGCGCAGCACGCUCGUCUCGGCCGCGCUCUACCUCGGCGUGCUGUACCUGUACCUUGGGUUCAACAGGCCUCUCUUCACCCAGACGAUCAAGACGAUCGCGUACAUGCUCCUCCAGAGCAAGCAGGCGCGCAUCCACCUCUGGGGCGAGAAGCCCGUCGGCGACCUCGCCCGCCCCUUCAAGGACGGCCGCAAGGCCGCCCUCGCAAAGCUCAAGGCUGCCAUCUUUGGCGGUGCCAAGCCCGUCAAGAAGGCCGGCGAGAAGAAGAGCGAGUAGGGUGUGUGUCGGGGAUGAACAGUUUGUUGUGAGGCAAGAAAGA